AUCACAGUUAAAACGCGUGGAACAUCAUGGCGGCUCCCUGGACGCUCCAUGCGGUGUUUGUUACGCUUUGAGUGAUAAUUGUGUAGUUCGGUUCCGGUUCGGUGCUUAUUUUAGUGAAAGUGCGGGUUGUGAGUGAUUUAUUUAGAGAUUGCGGUGGAACCGGAGCUGAACAGGAGGAUCCGCGAUGCAACACGACGAUGUGAUCUGGGAUCUGAUCGGAAAUAAACUGUUUUGUUCUUAUAAAGUAAAAACAAAAACGAAGAAUUUCUGCCGGAACGAGUACAACAUCACGGGUCUCUGCAACCGCCAGUCAUGUCCUCUGGCCAACAGUCAGUACGCCACGGUCCGAGAGGAGAAAGGUCGGUGUUUCCUCUACAUGAAGGUGAUCGAGAGGGCGGCUUUUCCAGCACGUAUGUGGGAGAAGGUGAAGCUGAAUCAGAACUAUGAGAAGGCCCUGGAGGAGAUCGAUACAAACCUCAUCUACUGGCCGCGCCACAUCCGGCACAAGUGCAAACAGCGUUUCACCAAAAUCACACAGUACCUCAUCCGUAUCCGCAAGCUCACGCUGAAGAGACAGAGGAAGCUUGUUCCGCUUAGCAGGAAGGUCGAGAGGAGAGAGAGGAGGAGAGAGGAAAAAGCCCUGGUCGCUGCUCAGGUGGAGAACGCCAUCGAGAAAGAGCUGCUGGAGAGGUUAAAACAGGGCACGUACGGAGACAUUUACAACUUCCCCAUCCACGCCUUCGAUAAAGCUCUGGAGAAACAGGACGUAGAGAGCGAGACGGAAGAUGAGGAGGAAGGCGAAGAGGAGGAGGAGGAGGAUGAGGAUGCAGGGAAGAGAGAAUUUGUCGCUGACGACGAGUUUGAAGAAAGUGACAUCAGUGAUUUUGAGGAUAUGAACAACUUGAAGGCCAGUGAUGAGGAGGAGGAAGAUGGCUCCAGUGGAGAGGAGGAAUCGGAAGAGGAAAUGGAGGAAGAGGUUGAGGAAGAGUCAGAAUCCAGAGUCAAGUCGAAAGGAAAGACUCCACUCAAAGGACCAGUGAGGAAGAAACGAGCGUACGUGGAGAUCGAGUACGAGCAAGAGACGGAGCCAGCGGCUAAAAGCAAGGCUUCGUAGAGACUUUUACACCCACACACACACAUUGAACUGUCUAUAGUUUGGAAGUAAAUCUCUCCACACUGAUAAAGUUGAGUGGCUGCGUGUAUGGAGAAAAUGUGAUUGUUUUUUGUGAAAAACAUGGUUCUACAAUACUUAGCAUAAAGCUAUUUUUAAUCAAA
This is a messenger RNA of Neoarius graeffei (lesser salmon catfish), 1275 nucleotides long. It is a transcript of the gene mak16, whose product is annotated as MAK16 homolog (S. cerevisiae). The record is from RefSeq and is a predicted model, not a curated record. Gene Ontology annotation, cellular component: preribosome, large subunit precursor; nucleolus. Gene Ontology annotation, biological process: maturation of LSU-rRNA; maturation of 5.8S rRNA. The coding region runs from base 185 to 1114 and encodes 309 amino acids. The transcript has 10 exons. NCBI's taxonomy places the organism in Eukaryota, Metazoa, Chordata, Actinopteri, Siluriformes, Ariidae.